AUGCCAGUCAUUGUUGGACCAACGGAAAAUGGACAAGAACUAAAACAACAGGAAUUCGAUGACUUGAAAAUGAAGGAUGGAGUUGGCGGAGUGAAAAACUGUCACACUGAUACGAAAUCAGUUAGGAGUACUUUGAUUUCAAGGAAAAAUGGAUUAUCAAUAGUAGUGAACGCAUGUCUUCUGGCAUUCCAACUAGGAGUUAUCACAGUUUCCACAGUUUUUGCCGUUGAACAUUUGAUUGAGAUUUGGGAAUUCAUUGCCGAUUCUCCACCUCCAUUCUCCAAAAGUGUCAUGAUACUGAUAUAUUUCGUUCCUCAAAUGCUGCUCAACUUCAUCGGACACAUGAAAUUGAUCACAAUUCUAUGUCUUUGUGGAAAUGUCAUCAUUUUCGCUGCAAUUGGUCUCAUUACGAAGGAAUUAAUGAUGCAUAAAUGGUAUCCAACAUGGGAACUGAAUAGUAUAACUGGCAUCGAAGGAAUCUCACUUGCAGCAGGUGCAUUGUUCUACUCAUUCGAAGGACAAGCAAUGGUUCUCCCACUUGAAAAUUCAUUGAAACGGCCAAAAGAUAUGACUGGAGUGACUGGAGUUCUGUCCACUGCAAUGAAUCUGGUCACGGUUUUAUAUGCAUUCCUGGGAUUCUUUGGAUAUGUCACUUUCGGACCUACUGUACAAGGAAGUUUGACACUUAAUCUGCCGAAUUCAGUUUUAUCCGUUUCGAUCAAAGGACUUCUCGUUUUGAAAAUCUUUUUUGGAAGUGCUAUGCAACUCUACGUAAUUGUCCAAAUGCUUCUCCCGAGUCUCCAAUCGAGAAUAUCAGAAAAUAGAAAACUAAUUCAUCGAUUCCUUCCGUACGCUCUCCGUCUUGGUUUGAUGCUUGUCACAUUAUGUCAAGCAUUGGUCGUCCCAAAUCUAAUGCAAAUCAUUCCGCUCGUUGGGAUCACAUCUGGUCUUCUUCUUUCUCUCAUUCUCCCUUCUUUCCUGGAUUGUAUGGUUUUCCUUCCAGUUCACAAGAAACAAGGAGAAAAGUUCAAAUACUACCGAAAGAUGAUGAUCAACCUAUUUUUAUUCGUCCUAGGCUGGCUAUUCCUUGGAUCUGGACUCUAUUCAAGUAUCGAUGAUAUUAUCAAUAAUAACGUCUGA
This is a messenger RNA of Caenorhabditis remanei, 1140 nucleotides long. RefSeq lists its product as uncharacterized. The transcript is spliced from 5 exons. Lineage: Eukaryota; Metazoa; Nematoda; Chromadorea; Rhabditida; Rhabditidae. The record is from RefSeq and is a predicted model, not a curated record. Gene Ontology annotation, molecular function: amino acid transmembrane transporter activity. Gene Ontology annotation, biological process: amino acid transmembrane transport. Gene Ontology annotation, cellular component: vacuolar membrane. Bases 1 to 1140 code for a protein of 379 amino acids.